AUGCAAGAGCCAGGCUCCCCUGAGGGUGCGCCUGGGCCUGCGCCAGGGGCCGGGGCUGAGGCUGGGGAGGCCUCCGGGCCUCCAGAGGAGGCCCCCAGUGUUGGGGAGGGCGUCCCGCACCAGGCUGUGGGGACUUCGUGGGGCCGGGACAGAGGGCCUGGUGCACGGCCGCCCCCUGUGAGCAGCGUCAGGGUGGCCCUGGCCCUGGAUGGGAGGGCUGGGGGGCCAGGCGAGGUGGGAGCCCGCCUGCCUGGGGCAGCGGCCUGGCUGGGCCUGGGGAGCUCAGCCUGCCUGCCUUCCGCGGCCGUGGGCCCCCCGUCAGCCCGAACGCUCCCGAGGCCCCGGAAGAAGCGCACCGUGUACCUCAAGGAGCAGCUGCAGGAGCUGGAGAGACACUUCUGGGCCAACCGGUACCCGAGCUACCAGGAACGCGUGGCCCUGGCAGCCGGGCUCAACCUGGACGAGCACCAGGUGCAGGUGUGGUUCAAGAACCGCCGGGCCAAGCACUCCAGGCUGCCCAAAGGGCGAGGUCGGGGAGCCAGCCCAGCGGCGCCCGGGGGCCGCGGAGCCGGCGUCCCCCAAUGUGUCCCUGCCCCUCCCCCCGUCCUUGUUCCCGCCCGUGUCCCUGAGCACGCCCCGGUCGGGGUCCCUGUCCCUGCUGGCCCCGCGUUCCCUGGGGGCCCAGGCGCCUGUCACCCCGCUCCGCACAGCCCCCGGGGGGGGGGCCGGCGCCCCCCCCGCGGCAGAGCCCGGCACCUGCAGCCUGAGCGCCGCCCCGCGGGCCCAGCAGGGCUUCCAGGGGUCCGUCCAGGCUGCACCAACCCCGGCUCCCGCCCCCGCCCGGCUUCAGGGAUGCUCCGGCUCAGACAUCUGGCCAGACGCCGGCUGCGUACUAGCCCCCAAUUUCACAGCGGUCGUCUCCCCCCAAGACCCCUUGGAGGGAUCCCCUUUCCCCUUGAUGGCCCAGUCCCAGGAGGGAGAAGACCCUGCAGAGGACACAGACUCGGACUCUGCUACUGAAUCUAUAGGCGAAUCUGUCUCCGAAAAGCCCUGCAGUUCCCACGGGGCCAGAGGGGACUAGGGUGUCGUCGGCUUGCGCGCCCGUCGCGUCCACGUGGGUGCGGACCUGGCCGGGGGGUCGGGCUGCA
Messenger RNA from Herpailurus yagouaroundi (jaguarundi), 1148 nucleotides. RefSeq names its product homeobox protein MIXL1-like. The transcript is spliced from 3 exons. Gene Ontology annotation, cellular component: nucleus. Gene Ontology annotation, biological process: regulation of transcription by RNA polymerase II. The record is from RefSeq and is a predicted model, not a curated record. Bases 1 to 1020 code for a protein of 339 amino acids. Gene Ontology annotation, molecular function: DNA-binding transcription factor activity, RNA polymerase II-specific; RNA polymerase II cis-regulatory region sequence-specific DNA binding. Lineage: Eukaryota; Metazoa; Chordata; Mammalia; Carnivora; Felidae.